AUGACCUUCGUCAAUUAUCCCGUAAAACCUUUGAGACGGACUCUUGAGGGGGGCCAACCUGAGCUUUCGGAUCUCAAGCAGUGCACCAGUGAUAGUGAUUGUACAAGCAUGGCCGCUAAUGGCAAGACUCUAACGGGUCGGAAGUGCAUCAGUGGGAUCUGUAGCUGCCCCUUCAGCUACGGCGGUGAUGACUGCCAAACAGAUACCUGUGGGCUCACAACGCAGGAUGGGGGCUGCGUGGACUCCACCGUAGGAGUUUGCGAGCUGCAAGAUGAUGGCUCCCAUAAGUGCGUUUGCGUUGUCAGCAGGUCGGGAGCAACCUGUCAGUUGUGCAACAAAGCUACUCAGAACGUUUCUGGUUUACUGUGCGUGCACAACAACUGCGUUUAUAACUCAACGGCGUGUAGUGGUCAUGGAAUAUGCUAUGCAACGCAGGAAAACGCGACGUGCCAGUGCUUUCCAGGAUAUAAUGGAAGGUACUGUGAGAUUAAUGCAUGCGAUGUGUACAUAGCACCAGAUAAUACAAUUCACUAUUGCAAGGACUACGGGAUCUGUGAGUACAAGAGGGCUUUCUUGCCCGACGAAAGUUUUUCUGACACAUAUUCAUGUAAUUGCUUCCCAGGAGUAUCUGGCGAUAAGUGUCAAGUGGUGUCCAAUUACUCUCAGCAGAUAGUUGUCUUUACAGUAAUCGUCAUAGUAGAAAUCGUCGCGUUGGUCAUUCUCUUGGUCCUGCUGGUUCUUAGAAUCAAGAAGUCAAAGAGAGCAGAGGCCCUCGAGGUAGAAGAUAUGAGCACUAAUUAA
This is a messenger RNA of Giardia duodenalis, 801 nucleotides long. Its product is annotated as Neurogenic locus notch-like protein. Bases 1 to 801 code for a protein of 266 amino acids. Lineage: Eukaryota; Fornicata; Diplomonadida; Hexamitidae. The record is from RefSeq and is a predicted model, not a curated record. The transcript has a single exon.